Messenger RNA from Leptopilina boulardi, 3378 nucleotides. RefSeq names its product bromodomain-containing protein homolog (gene Br140). The transcript is spliced from 7 exons. The record is from RefSeq and is a predicted model, not a curated record. Lineage: Eukaryota; Metazoa; Arthropoda; Insecta; Hymenoptera; Figitidae. Gene Ontology annotation, molecular function: protein binding. Gene Ontology annotation, biological process: regulation of transcription by RNA polymerase II. Gene Ontology annotation, cellular component: MOZ/MORF histone acetyltransferase complex. The coding region runs from base 320 to 3082 and encodes 920 amino acids.
GCGUCUCGCGUAAACACAACUGUACUAAACAGCUCCAAAAAUGUUUUAUUACCAAUUUCAAGUACUAUUUCUCAUGUGUAAAGAAAGUAAAAUAAUAUAUUUCUAAUUAAUUUUUUUUCUAAUUUAUAGUUGUGCAAAAAAAAAAACUCUUGUGAAAGAAAAUAGCGAGUAAUUCAAAGCCCAAAGAACACAAAGUCGCGCGCGUAAACGAACAUAACCUUAACAAAAAUUCAUAUAUGAUUAUACUUUUAGGAAUUAAUUUAUUUAAAAAAUUCGAUAUUUCUCUAAGUUAUAUGUACUAGUGAAUAGAAAAUAAAACAUGAAUACACCUCAGUCAAAUAAGAAGAAAGGUCGCAAUAAAAAUAAAAUUCCACCCACACCCGGAAGUGCAGAAGUUGCAAUAACACAAGAAUCAAGCAAGUUUGUUUUGUUGAACUUGGGUGACGAAGUAAAUAAACCGUUGCGUUUGAAUUUUACCGAUAAAAUAACAGUGAUUUCACAAGAGGAAUUUGAACUUGAGGAGAAAAAUGUGGCAAAAGGUGGUGCAGUUCCUGAUAAUCAUGAUGAUAAAGCAAUUCUCAGCAGUUUGCCUGUUGCUGUUGUUAAGGAAUUAAGUGGCUAUGAAAAUCAUAUUGGCGAAGCUGAACCAUUGCCAAAUAAUUAUGUUAGAUUUAUGGAACGCAGUGGAGAGGAUCUUGAUGGAGAAGUCGAGUACGAUCUAGACGAAGAGGAUUCCGCAUGGCUAUCGAUAGUAAAUGAACGUCGUUUAGCGUCUGGCCUCACACCGCCAAUGGAAGCUGAUACAUUUGAACUUCUCAUGGAUCGUCUUGAGAAGGAAUCAUAUUUUCAACAGCAAACAAAUGGAGGCGGUGGAAUAGCCGCCGAUGAGGAUGCUGUCUGUUGUAUUUGUAUGGAUGGCGAAUGUCAAAAUAGUAAUGCAAUACUAUUUUGUGACAUGUGUAAUUUAGCAGUUCAUCAAGAUUGCUAUGGUGUUCCCUACAUUCCCGAGGGUCAAUGGCUGUGUAGAAGAUGUCUUCAAAGUCCCUCGCGUGCUGUCGAUUGUGUUUUAUGUCCAAAUAGAGGCGGAGCAUUUAAACAAACAGAUCGUCCAGCAACGUGGGCACAUGUUGUGUGCGCCCUUUGGAUACCGGAGGUUCGUUUUGCGAAUACCGUAUUCCUCGAGCCAAUUGACAGUAUUGAAAGCAUCCCUGCUGCACGGUGGCGUUUGACUUGUUGUGUUUGUAAGAGACGCGGUGUUGGCGCUUGUAUACAAUGUCACAAGAGUAGUUGUUAUGCGGCAUUUCAUGUGACUUGUGCACAACAAGCGGGACUUUGUAUGAGAAUGAGAACUGUUCAGCCAACAAGCGGUGAGCCAAUGCUUGUGCAAAAAACAGCAUUUUGCGAAACGCAUGCACCGUCUGAUUAUCAACCGUCAACGAGUCCUGCUGAUGCAAGACGACGUGCAAUCGCAAAUAAGAAGAGUUCAUCAGCGCCUGUUAUUUCAAUUCCCACAAUUCCACCGGAGAGAAUUCGAGAAAUUGCCAGCUUGGCUGAAGGUCUUCCAAAGAGAAGUCAAUUAAUUCAACGUUUAAUAGCAUAUUGGACGUUGAAGAGACAAUUUCGAAAUGGUGUUCCACUUUUGCGACGAUUGCAAAGUACUCAUCCACAUUCGCGACCACCUCCACUCGGUGGUUCAAUAUCACCGGCUCCUGAUGGUGAAUUACGCGAUGAAAUGUAUCGACAAUUGAAAUAUUGGCAAUGUUUGCGACAGGAUCUUGAACGCGCGAGAUUACUCUGCGAAUUGGUGCGCAAACGAGAGAAACUUAAAAAGGAAUUAUUCAAAGUGAAAGAAAAGUGCCUUUGGUUCCAGCUUCGACCUUUGGAAAGUGUAUUGAAAAUGUUAUUGGAAGCAAUGAAAGCGCGUGAUACAAAUGACAUUUUUGGCCAACCAGUUAAUACAAUUGAGGUGCCCGAUUAUUUGGAUAUUGUUUCACAGCCAAUGGAUUUAUCAACAAUGGAGGCGAAAAUUGAUAAACAAGAAUAUGAUUCACUAAGUGCUUUUGAAUCGGAUUUUAUGCUUAUGGUAAAUAAUUGUCUCGCCUAUAAUCGUAAGGAUACAAUGUUUUAUCGUGCUGGAAUAAAAAUGAAGGAACAGGGAAAUAUUUUAUUUGAACAAGCGCGCAAAGAUUAUCCCGAAUUGGAUAUUGUUGUUGGUGAAUCUGAGAAAUCGAUACAAAAAUCAACAUCAAUAACUACAUCGACAACAACAACGGCAACAACAACAGCAACGACCACAUCCUCAUUAACGUCAUCGACAUCGCGUAAACGUGAUCGCAAUAGUCGUACACGUGUUGAAUCUGAAUCGCAGACAAAUGAUAAAGAAGUCACCGCUGCUGCAACUGGCGUUAAUCGUCGUACUGCUGUGCUUUUCACGCGUAAAGCAAGAGCGCGAGCCAAUCGAGGAACAGUCACGAGUCAAGAGAACGAUCAGAAAAAAGCCACUGAUAGCUUUCGAGUUUAUAGGAGUGGAAUGAUGGACAGUGACAUGGGAGAAGGCGAGAGUCAAUCGUCAAGUUGCAGCAGUUGUUCGACAAGUCGCUCAACAACACCCGAUGUUGGCGAUGCAGAUGGAAUGGAAAAAAUUGAAACUAAACAAUCAAUUAAAGAUGAGGAUAAAAUGCAAAUUACAUCAUUCACUGGCCUCGAGGCAUUGCAACUUGUUUGGGCAAAAUGUCGCGGUUAUCCAUGGUAUCCAGCUUUAAUAAUUGAUCCAAAUACACCGCGUGGAACAAUUCACAAGGGUGUUCCAAUUCCUGCUCCUCCCGACGAUGUUCUUGCGUUGAAGGACAAUUACAAGGAUCCCGUGUUUCUUGUUUUAUUUUUCGACACCAAGAGAACGUGGCAAUGGUUACCGGGUGAAAAAUUGGAGAAACUUGGAGUAUCACAGGAAUUGGAUGAGGCAAAAUUAAUUGAAUCGAGGAAACCAACGGAUAGAAAAGCAGUGAAGAAGGCUUAUCAAGAGGCUCUACAUUAUCGUAAACAAACACAUAAUACGGCAUUGAGUGUCGCAACAACGAGCUAAGAAUUUAAUUCAAAACUUUCUUUCUUUCUUUUUUAAUAUUUCUUUAUUAUAUAAAAGUAAGACUUGCUAUUAUUAAUUUAGUAUUUAAAUAUUCCAUUGUUUUUUUUUACACAAACUGCGAUUUUUCUCUAAGAAAACAAAAAAAAAAUUAUUUAUUUCAUUUGUGAGAAAAUCGAAGUUCUUACAUUUGUUUCUUUUAGAAUUGUAGAUUAGUUUAAAUCUAAUUUUCUUUUGGAAUUAGAAAUGAUUCUUUUUUUAUUAUUCCAUUUUUGCGAAAUAAAGACCAAUAAAAUCGA